Messenger RNA from Orycteropus afer afer, 393 nucleotides. Its product is annotated as histone H2A type 1. The transcript has a single exon. Bases 1 to 393 code for a protein of 130 amino acids. Gene Ontology annotation, molecular function: protein heterodimerization activity; DNA binding; structural constituent of chromatin. Lineage: Eukaryota; Metazoa; Chordata; Mammalia; Tubulidentata; Orycteropodidae. The record is from RefSeq and is a predicted model, not a curated record. Gene Ontology annotation, cellular component: nucleosome.
AUGUCUGGACGAGGCAAGCAAGGAGGUAAGGCUCGCGCCAAGGCCAAGACUCGUUCUUCUCGAGCUGGCCUUCAGUUCCCCGUAGGCCGAGUACACCGUCUGCUCCGCAAAGGCAAUUACGCAGAGCGGGUCGGGGCCGGCGCUCCUGUGUACUUGGCUGCGGUGCUGGAGUACCUGACCGCUGAGAUCCUGGAGCUCGCAGGAAACGCAGCCCGCGACAACAAGAAGACGCGGAUUAUUCCGCGCCACCUGCAGCUGGCCAUCCGCAAUGAUGAGGAACUCAACAAGCUGCUGGGCAAAGUCACCAUCGCGCAAGGCGGCGUGCUGCCCAAUAUACAGGCGGUGCUGCUGCCCAAAAAGACUGAAAGCCACCACAAGGCAAAGGGCAAAUAG